UAACCGCAUUGUUCCUCACUGUGGCACACUGUGGCUGCUGUGGCUCAGCCUGCCUCAGAGGUCUGUUCAUUUUUAGGAAACUUAGCCUGCCAUGUUGGAUUGGCUUCUUUAUUGUUAUUAAAAAUAGAUGCAGUAGGCCUAAUAUUGGACUAUUCGUUAUGAAAUCGCAUCCUACGCGUUGCUACAGGUGAUCGCCAAAAAGAAAACAGCCACCUGCGUGUUGUACAAGCAAUGAACUUUUUGCCCCAGCUGCGCAGAAAAGGUGUGUCAGCAGGGUGACGUCACGUAUACCUGAGUUUCGGUGAGGGAAGGGGAGGGGCCAGGCCGACUCUGAAAAACAUCGACUCCUUGAAGUGCUGCGGGACAAACUUUUCCUUUGUUGUUGUUAUCAACCAGCUUCAUCGGGCUGAUUAUUGAUCGGCUUUGUUGCGCGGGGAAGCACAGAUUCACUGUCCCGCUCCUCCGCCGCCGGUAAGUGGGCCAACAACCAGAGGCCACUGCAACUUCCUGGUUCGCUCACAGCAGUAAGCAUGUCAAGCACUCCACGCCGUGUCCGGCUGAAGCCCUGGCUGGUUGCUCAGGUGGACAGCGGGCUCUACCCAGGUUUAGUGUGGAUUGACCGGGAAGCCAUGCGCUUCAGGAUUCCAUGGAAACAUGCAACACGCCACACACCCCAACAGGAGGAGGAGAACACCAUCUUUAAGGCCUGGGCUGUGGAAACAGGAAAGUUCCAGGAGGGAGUUGAUGAGCCUGAUCCUGCCAAAUGGAAAGCUCAGCUUCGCUGUGCGCUAAAUAAAAGCCGUGAAUUCAACCUCGUUUAUGAUGGCACUAAAGAGGUCCCCAUGAAUCCCUUGAAGAUAUAUGAUGUCUGCGACAUCCCAGCGCCGCUUAGCAACCCAGGCUCCGCAGAUGCCGGUUCUUGGACUCCAUAUGAUGAAGAGGGUGGUGAGGAAGAUGUUCCAGAUACACCAGAGUCUCUCCCUCCAUACCCAUCCAAUGGCACCAGCCCCUCUCCUCUUAUCAUGUGGUCUCCUGUUGGCUCGGACUCAUCCAUGCAGCCUCCAAGUUGUCCCCCUUCAGUUGAGGUGUGGCCCAAAGAGGAGCCCAAUAAAGUAUGGCCUAAAGAGGAGCCUGUGGAUGUGGACAUGCAGCCCUCACCCCUGGUGGAGAUGCCCCCUGCACCUCUGCCUGAUCCCAUAAUGCAGCCCACUCCCAUAACUGAUGCGAUGUUUGCUUCUCCAGAGAUGUGGAUCAGCUCCCUCCCAAUGACAGACCUGGAGGUGCAGUUCCAGUACCGGGGGAAGGAGAUGUGUCCUGCGGCGACUGUCAGUAACCCCCAGGGCUGCAGGCUGUUUUUCGGGGACCUCGGCCCCAUGGUCAACCAGGAGGAGCUGUUUGGGCCGGUGAGCUUAGAGCAGCUGCGGUUUCCUACCACAGAGCACAUAACCAAUGACAAGCAGAGAGUCUUCACUAACCGCCUGCUGGACGUUAUGGACCGGGGUUUGAUCCUGGAGGUCAGUGGCCAUGAUAUCUAUGCAGUCCGUCUCUGCCAGUGCAAGGUGUACUGGUCGGGCCCCUGUGCACCCAACUCUGCUUCACCCAACCUUAUAGAGCGCCAGAGGAAGGUCAAACUCUUCUGCCUGGAGUCUUUUCUCAGUGGUGUGAUAGCUCAUCAGCGUGGCCAGACAUCAAGCCCCCCUUCGUACGACAUCAACCUGUGUUUUGGAGAAGAGUGGCCUGAUGGCAGGCAGCGUGAGAGGAAACUCAUCAUGGUUCAGGUCAUUCCAGUGGUGGCACGUAUGAUAAGUGAGAUGUUUUCUGGAGACAAUACACGAUCCUUUGACAGUGGCAGUGUCCGCCUGCAAAUUUCAAUCCCGGAUAUCAAGGACAACAUAGUGACCCACCUUAAGCAGCUUUACUGCCUGCUACAGACCCACCAGGGCCAAGAUGGCUGGCCUUUGCCCUCGGGGCCAGGCCUGAACAUCACCCAGGCUUUGCAGGCCCAGUGAAGCAGCUGACCCAGACCCUUUCUGGCCAAACUGUAACAUAAAGCUCUGGUCACUGCAUCUGUCACACUGCUACUGAGAGUAGCCUGUAGUUAGCAAACAAGUACUUAAUGUAUAAUCAUAUUUACAGGUAUGCACAAUAUAGAAUUUGUAUGCAUUCAGCCUUUCUCUAGUAUGACUGCUUUCUGUACCUAAAAGUAGUGCGAUGAAGCGCUGUACCCUGCAAUAUGUGUGCUGCAACCAUAGGUUUAUUUGGUGAUUGCAUGGUCCAAAGUCCUGCUUGCUGCAAGGCAACAUUUAACAUAGUUAAUGAGUUACAGACUUAACUGUGUGCCUUAUUUAUCCAAAAUGGGUCAGUGACUACCAGAUGAUCAUCGUCCUUUAGUUUUUCCAGGUGCCAGUCAUUCAUUAAAUAAAGCAUUGUACAUUAUAUAUAUAUCAUCUAUAUAUGUAUAUUGGAAGUGUAUGUGCCAGAUAAAAUUUAGGCAAACUUGAGUGGUAUUGCAGGCAGUGUGUUUCAACUGUCGUUCAUAUAAUUACUACACUGUCUGCUUUCCUGUUAUUGUGAAAGCACAUGAACUGGGCCUGCCAAAAUUGUCACAAAUUUUUACCAAAAAAAAAAAAAAAAAAAAAAAACAACAACAACAACACCCCUUUUAACAGAGUUAGCCAUUUUCUUGUAGUUUGGUCUUGUGUGUUUUUUUUUU
This is a messenger RNA of Myripristis murdjan (pinecone soldierfish), 2713 nucleotides long. RefSeq names its product interferon regulatory factor 6 (gene irf6). Gene Ontology annotation, molecular function: protein binding; DNA-binding transcription factor activity, RNA polymerase II-specific; RNA polymerase II cis-regulatory region sequence-specific DNA binding. The record is from RefSeq and is a predicted model, not a curated record. Bases 531 to 2009 code for a protein of 492 amino acids. Gene Ontology annotation, cellular component: nucleus. The transcript has 8 exons. NCBI's taxonomy places the organism in Eukaryota, Metazoa, Chordata, Actinopteri, Holocentriformes, Holocentridae. Gene Ontology annotation, biological process: regulation of transcription by RNA polymerase II; immune system process.